This is a messenger RNA of Eruca vesicaria subsp. sativa (arugula), 1417 nucleotides long. The record is from the annotation of a GenBank genome assembly. Lineage: Eukaryota; Viridiplantae; Streptophyta; Magnoliopsida; Brassicales; Brassicaceae.
AAAAGACCCGUCUCCGUCUCCGACAAUGACUACCGGUGACCAGAGCAAGAAGAGAAAGCAGCGUUAUCUCCCUCAGAAUAGACCAGCGAAGAAGAAGGGAGCUUACCCUUUAAAGCCAGGGGUACAAGGUUUCUUCAUCUCCUGCGAUGGCGGACGCGAGUUCCAAGCUUCUCAGGAAGCUAUUAACGUCAUUGAUUCCUUUUUUGAGGAGCUAAUGCAUGGGACGGGCUUGAAAAUGAACUCUUAUGGGUUGCUUGAGAACCCUGUAAACAAAAAGGUUACAUUUUCGUAUAGUGACGAUGAGGAUGAAGAUGAGAGUAAUAAUGGCGAGGAAGAGGGAAAUAAAGGGGAUGGAGAUAAGACAGAAGUGAGUGAAGGCGGUAAAGAGGAACAUAAAGAGGUUGAGGAUAAGACAGAACUGAGUGAAGGAGGUGGGGAUAAGACAGAAGUGAGUGAAGUUGGGAAUAAUCAAGUGAAUGAGAAAGAAAUAGCAAGUGAAGGUUCAUGUGAAGUCAAACAAUUGGCAGAAACUAAGAAUGAGAAGGAAGAAGAAGAAGAAGUGAAAGAAAAGAACGGUGUUGAAGAACCUCCAAGAAAGAAGACAUGUAUAGAAGAAGCAAGUGAAUCAACAAAAGUAAAUGGGAAUGCAGAGAAGUCUAUUGAUAAGCUGAUUGAUGCUGAACUAAAAGAGCUCGGAGACAAGAGUAAGAGACGGUUUAUGAAGUUAGACCCGGGUUGCAACGGUAUUGCCUUCAUCCAAAUGAAGAGGAGAGAUGGUGACCCAAGUCCUAAAGAUAUCGUACAACAUGGAUUGACUUCUGCUGCUGCAACAAAAAAACAUAUGUCAAGGUUCAUUCUAAGACUUGUGCCAAUUGAAGUGUCGUGUUAUCCUUCAGAGGAAGAUAUUUCAAGAGCUAUCAAGCCUCUUGUAGAACAGUAUUUUCCCGUUGAGACUGAUAACCCCCGGAAAUUUGCUGUGUUGUUUGGAGCGCGUGCAAACACAGGCGUUGAUAGGAUGAAAGUAAUAAACACGGUGGCCAAAUCUAUACCUGCCCCUCACAAAGUUGAUUUGAGCAAUCCAGAGAUGUCGAUCGUGGUUGAAAUUGUUAAGACAGUAUGCUUAAUUGGGGUGGUAGAGAAGUACAAGGAGCUGGCAAAGUACAAUCUCAGGCAGCUCACGUCGACCAAUUGACAAUCUCAUUUUCUGUUUUGUCUCUCAAGAGUCCAAGACUAAGAUGCUUUGUAUUUACUCGUGGUGUUAUAGAUUAUUCUGGCUUAUAAAGCACUAGUGAUUAGUUAGAUCAUUUGUCUGAUCAAUAAAAUUUUCUCUUUGACGAAGCUUGGCCGUCUAUCAGCAUAGAACAUGUUUGGUUCAACACAAUAACUGAGGCUUGAUUUUGUUGAAUGGUGUCUCAAC